This is a messenger RNA of Synchiropus splendidus (mandarinfish), 8986 nucleotides long. It is a transcript of the gene shkbp1, whose product is annotated as SH3KBP1 binding protein 1. Gene Ontology annotation, molecular function: protein binding. The transcript is spliced from 16 exons. Lineage: Eukaryota; Metazoa; Chordata; Actinopteri; Syngnathiformes; Callionymidae. The coding region runs from base 1124 to 3445 and encodes 773 amino acids. Gene Ontology annotation, biological process: protein homooligomerization. The record is from RefSeq and is a predicted model, not a curated record.
AUGUCGCCGCACUCAGCCGGUCACGUGACCCGGUCACGUGACCCGGUCGUCCAACUGGCUGGACCGACCGGCUUGACCUGCUGUGGGACCAAAUCUUCGUGACCUUUCUGAAGGAGCUGCUGCCCCGGGCCGGCCAGCCUCAACCAGGCCCAGUCACGUGACCCUUCUUCCAAGUCCUCUCACAGCAGAGCCACUGGGUCGGAACCCUCCAUCUCUUCGCUGCGGUCACUUGACAGGCUCUGCAACCUUCAUCUCUCCUGCUGUCGCUGUGCUGUGAGGCCACGCCUCUCACACAUGCGGUCAGCCAGUGGUGCCAUGUCAGUCGGGAAACUCACUCAGGUGCGCACGUGUUGGUCUACUGCAAUAGACUGGACUCACACUAACGGACCUGGGACCAGGGCCUUCAGAAAGUGACUCUCAAACUGUGUUUCAUGGUUGUAGAGCACGUGACGGAGUAAGAUGUGUCAUCUAGAGACUCCAGCAUUUGACAGGCCCAGCUGUUGGUGGCUAAAUGAAGCCUCCUGAGCCGUGGACCAGUCAGGCUCCGCUCUGGGGGCAGCAGGAAAGAAAGGAAGGGUGACGCCCAGCCGCACAUCCAGACUGACUCUGAUGGCUGCUCCCCAGCCCAGGACCCUGAAGAGGACCACCCCCAUGAUGGUUUCCCAAAAGGUUCCUCCAAGUUGGUGGACCUGAACAUCUGGGGUGUCAAGGGCCCUCUUCUGCCCGGUCCAGCCCGGCGGGAUCGAGUCGGCCUCUGCAGACGCGGAGCAGCACCUUCAGGAUGAGGACACUCACCAGGUUCUCUGGAGCGCUCCAUAUCCACAGUGGGCAGAUGGAGCGGCCGAUCCCUAAUCACAAGGUAGCAGCCACCACAGAUGUCCGACAGAUGGGUCACACGCUCUGGUCCUGCAUUACUGAGCACCGUGGGACCAAACCGGAGGCCAGGACCGUACACCACCACAACUGGAGUUGGUGCUCCAGAUCCAGAUCCAGUCCUGCUUUUCUGUCCCGCUCCACCGUGCAACAGGAAGUGGUUGCACGCACAGGAAGUAGAUGAGCUCCUGGAAUGGAAGCAGAAUAAAACCCUGGAUCGCGCCUGAGUCCCGUUUCGGAGUAAACAAAGAUGUAUGACGUGGGGAGAAGCGGUGACAUCAUUCACCUGAAUGUUGGUGGGAAGCGGUUCAGCACCUCCAGGCAGACGCUGACCUGGGUCCCGGACUCCUUCUUCUCCAGUCUCCUGAGUGGCAGGAUCUCCACCCUGAAGGAUGAGGACGGAGCUAUCUUCAUCGACAGAGACCCGUCCUUGUUCACCCCCAUCCUCACCUUCCUGCGAACCAAGGAGCUUCAUCCCCGUGACGUCAGUGUGCACAUGCUGCUGCACGAGGCCGAGUUCUAUGGCAUCACACCUCUAGUGAGGAAACUGCAGCUCUGUGAUGAACUGGACCGGUCCUCAUGUGGAAGCGUCCUGUUCAAUGGCUACCUGCCCCCCCCAGUGUACCCGGCCAAGAGGCGGAACCGUCACAGUGUGGCUGGGUCUCAGCUGGGCUCCGGGCGUCCGGUGCUGUCAGAGAGGACCCCAGUCCGACGCAGCAACACCAUGCCCCCUAACCUCAGGCAUCCUGGGGGAGGCACGCGAGCAGAUGAGCGGACAUCUGGAGAUCCCGGCCUGGUGAGGAUCAUCUGCGGUCACCACAACUGGAUCGCCGUGGCCUACACACACUUCGUGGUGUGUCACAGGGUGAAGGAGUCCUCCGGAUGGCAGCAGGUCUUCACCUCGCCUCGGCUGGACUGGAUGAUCGACAGGGUGGCGCUCAACGCCAAAGUCAUGGGGGGCUCGCUCGGUGAGAACGACAAGAUGGUGGCGGUGUCCUGUGUGACGGAGAUCAUCCUGUGGUCCGUCUGCUCCGACGGCAACGGCAAUGAAAUCGGAGUCUUCAGUCUCAACGUCCCAGUGGAGGCGCUCUUCUUCGUGGGUAACCAGCUGAUCGCCACCAGUCACACGGGCAAAGUGGGCGUGUGGAACGCUGUGACCAAACACUGGCAGAACCAAGACGUGGUUCCCAUCAGCAGCUACGACACGGCAGGCUCUCUCCUCAUCCUGGGCUGCAGCAACGGCUCCAUCUGCUACAUAGACGUGCAGAAGUUCCCGCUGAGGAUGAAGGACAAUGACCUGCUGGUGACGGAGCUCUACAGAGACCCCAGUGAAGAUGCCAUCACUGCGCUCAGCGUCUACCUGACCCCAAAAAUCAGCGACAGCGGGAACUGGGUCGAGAUCGCGUAUGGAACCAGUUCUGGGACCGUUCGGGUCAUCGUGCAGCACCCGGAGACGCUGGGUUCGGGGCCGCAGCUCUUCCAGACCUUCUCCGUGCAUCGGAGCCCCGUCACUAAGAUCAUGCUGUCGGAGAAGCACCUGAUCUCAGUGUGCACGGACAACAACCACGUUCGGACCUGGACCGUCACGCGCUUCCGCGGGAUGAUCUCCACCCAGCCGGGCUCCACGCCGCUCACCUCCUUCAAGGUGCUGAGUUUGGAGGACGUGGAUGGACUGGGCUGCAGCGCCGGGACUGAGAUGGGGCCGUACGGCGAGAGGGACGACCAGCAGGUCUUCAUCCAGAGAGUGGUGCCCGACACCGACCGCCUCUACGUCCGACUCUCGUCCAACGGGAAGCGGGUGUGUGAAGUGCGCUCGGUGGACGGCGCCUCCAUCACCGCCUUCACCGUCCACGAAUGUGAAGGUUCCAGCCGCAUCGGCUCUCGACAGCGCCGCUAUCUCUUCAGUGGCCAUGGCAACGGGAGCAUCCAGAUGUGGGACCUGACCACCGCCAUGGAGAUCUCAGGGAAGGUGGACAUCAGAGCUCUCGGUGGGCCCACAGAGGAGGAGCUUCUGGAGCUUUUGGACCACUGCGACGUGACCCUGACCAGGACCCCGGACAACACCCCGCGGGCCUCCACCUGCAGCCUGCUCAUGGACUCCCUCCGGUCUGAGCGCUGCACCUCGUGGGCUCCCACUGGCUUUGCUUCCUCGGCUUCGUCGCUCUGUGGCAGUCUACCCCGUCACACUCCUUCCAAACCUGCCGGGGAUUUUGCCGAUCCGACCUCACCCGCCGGCCCGGUCUGUGCCCACCCCGGUGCGCGGCUGGUGAGGCACUGGGAGGAGCUUGCUAAAGGUCAGGGGUCAGCGGGGCCCGGAGGAGAUGGGGCCAGGAGCGGCACGUGUCACCAGCUGGAGCCUCAGUUUGGCCGAAGAACCCACCCCUCCAUGACACUGGCCACGUCUCUCUCACCACCAGGGGGCGCUGGGCAGCCGCCCCCGUCCAGCCCCAGCCUGCCUGCCACUCCGUCUCCGCCCUACACGCCCCCUUGUGCUCCAGCAGUCGCGGAGGGUCCAGACACCCCCACCCCCGCCUCCAGCCCCAAACCCCACAUGAACGAGACCAGCUUCUGAUGGCUGUCUGUGACCAAGUGCCUGCAGUAGAACCCUGAUGGCUCAGGUCCCAAGGGUGGCACCAGGAGGAGGAGCCGUGGAGUGCCAAAGUCCCUCAGGUGUGUGGCAUCGCCCCAAGAUGUUUUUAACUGUUGGAGACUUGAGUGAUGUCAAAAUAAAGGAAGCUUUUGAGGUGACCGUUGCGUGUGUGCGUGUGACAGAGGGAGAAACUCACCCUGCCCUGACCACGCCACCCUGCAGUCAUGUUGCUGGGGUCUCCACACCUCUCGCCACGUCCCGUGUGGGAUCUUUGUGACUCUGGGUCCGAACACUUCAAUUCAAGCCUUUGACUCGGAGCUUCACCACACGUCCUGCUCUCUGAACUCGGCGGUGGCCUCUACUGUCCUGUGUCACCGCUGUCAGCGCCACCACACAGAAACAGUGGAUCAGGACCAAAGGUUUUUAUUGAAAGAACAAAAGUGACCUCUGGCAGCUCGCCACAGUCCGACGACAGAAACCUUGGCGACUGUCAGCAUCAUCCGUCCAGAGGCAGGCACUCGUUUCUCAUCCAGAGGCAACGUACCACUUGUGUCUGACUGGACGGCAGCCUUGUUUGUGGCACUGGCUUCCUCCGACCCCCAUGGAGCGACGGUGAGGAGUCUGUCUUCAGAGCCCGUGACACUGUGGCUACCCUGGAGUCCUGUUGCUCAUUCUUCUGGUCGUGAAUUGACUCGUCACACGAGAAGUCGUGGAUCGGGUGGUUGGUUUGAGCGCAUGCUUUUCUGUCGCAGGGCUUUGGUGCUCAGGUUACGCUCCUCUGUCCCCGCACGCCUGUGUCUCGCGUCGAGAGUCCCCGGAACACGAGUCGCGUUCAGACCCCCCGGUGGGUCCUCGUCAGUAUUCCUCUCCCUCGUCUUCGCCCUCGUCCCCAACGCUGUCGGUUCCCACCUCCUCGUAGUCCUUCUCCAGAGCGGCCAUGUCCUCGCGCGCCUCGGUGAACUCUCCCUCUUCCAUCCCCUCCCCCACGUACCAGUGGACGAAGGCCCUCUUGGCGUACAUGAGGUCGAACUUGUGGUCCAGUCGGGCCCAGGCCUCGGCGAUGGCGGUGGUGUUGCUCAGCAUGCAGACGGCCCGCUGCACCUUGGCCAGGUCGCCUCCCGGAACCACGGUCGGGGGCUGGUAGUUGACCCCCACCUUGAAGCCCGUGGGACACCAGUCCACAAACUGGAUGGUGCGUUUGGUUUUGAUGUUUGCGAUGGCAGAGUUGACGUCCUUGGGCACCACGUCGCCGCGGUACAGCAUGCAGCACGCCAUGUACUUACCGUGACGAGGGUCACAUUUCACCAUCUGGUUGGCCGGCUCGAAGCAGGCGUUGGUGAUGUCGGCGACUGACAGUUGCUCGUGAUAGGCCUUCUCUGCCGAGAUCACCGGCGCGUACGUGGCCAGAGGGAAGUGGAUUCGAGGGUAGGGAACCAAGUUGGUCUGGAAUUCUGUCAAGUCCACGUUGAGAGCGCCGUCAAAGCGCAGCGAGGCGGUGAUGGACGAGACGAUUUGACCGAUCAGCCGGUUGAGGUUGCUGUACGUCGGCCGCUCGAUGUCCAGAUUUCUCCGGCAGAUGUCGUAGAUGGCUUCGUUGUCGGCCAUGAAGGCGCAUUCCGAGUGCUCCAGGGUGGUGUGGGUGGUCAGGAUGGAGUUGUAGGGCUCCACCACGGCGGUGGACACCUGGGGGGCCGGGUACACGGCAAACUCCAGCUUGCUCUUCUUACCAUACUCCACAGAGAGGCGCUCCAUCAGCAGCGAGGUGAAGCCGGAGCCAGUGCCGCCACCGAACGAGUGGAAGAUGAGGAAGCCCUGGAGCCCGGUGCACUGGUCCGCCUGGAGGAGCACAGCCGGUCACUGCACGUCCCGGGACGGGGAAAGGCUCAGGCUCACCAGCUUGCGAGUCCUGUUCAGCACAAGGUCGAUGACCUCCUUGCCGAUGGUGUAGUGGCCUCUGGCGUAGUUGUUGGAGGCGUCCUCCUUCCCCGUGAUCAGCUGCUCGGGAUGGAAGAGCUGCCGGUACGUUCCGGUGCGAACUUCGUCUGCCAAGCAAAGCGGCUGCCGUUUCUGCUGCAACGUCCCACCCAGUGAGGCCUUGCUUACCGAUGACGGUGGGCUCCAGGUCCAGGAAGAUGGCUCUGGGCACGUGCUUGCCGGCGCCGGUCUCGCUGAAGAAGGUGUUGAAGGAGUCCUCCCCGGCGAUGGUCUUGUCGCUGGGCAUCAAGCCGUCGGGCUGAAUCCCGUGUUCCAGGCAGAAGAGCUCCCAGCAGGCGUUUCCUAUCUGAGACCCUGCCUGGCCAAUGUGGAUGGAGAUACACUCACGCUGCGGAGACAAGGACGCGGGUGAAGGUCGGCGCAGGGGAGCGACGGAGAGCUGCCGGGGCCUCACCAUGUUGACCUGUGUCUGUUUUUUCCUCCUCUACUCUACUUUUCUCUUUCUUCUUUUUCUGAUCACAACGGUGGUUUGUUUGACUCCUGGCAGGUGCCAUACUUUCAUUUAUAAUCUUUUUUGGGGCGGAGCCACAAAUCCUUUGGUAAGGAGGCGGCGACAAAGCAAAGACUGCGCCACACAGAGCUGUGAGCAAACAAAGACGCCGGUCCCUUUGUCACAGAGUCUGACGGCUCGGCGCCGCGCAGUCGCAGCCCGAGUCUGCACCGUGCCGGGUCCGGGUCAGGACGUCCCCUCGGGCCGGCAGCACCUGGCCGCGGCGUCCCACCACGAGCACACAGAGAACCUGGGUUGGGUCCCACAACCUGUGCAGUGACUUUAUUGAAAGGUACUUCCCACGGUUACAAAGUGGUGAGGACGAGUCAACGGUGAGCUUACAAAGAUACAAUGAUGGGAGUUCAGUAGUUUGCUCUGCGAGAGCCUCAUGAGCCCAAAGGUCAGAGGUCAACGCCCAGCCUGGGGAGGAACCUCGGUCCAGGAAAAUGUUGAGUCUCGCUGAUCUCUAAGUGGAUGGAGACCCUCGACGCCCUGGUGCCUCCCGGUCCUGUCAGGAAGGAGCCGAUGGUGGCGAGGUGUUGGCCCCGGCGUCUCCUCUACGCCGCCACGCAGUGGUUGGGUCUGUGUGACAUCACGUAUCCCCUCCUGCACACGCAGCGGAACGAGCCCUCCGUGUUGACGCAGCGAGCGUUGACGCAGGGAAAGUCCACGCCGGCGACGUCCUCGCACUCGUUGACGUCUGCCACAGACAGAGGCGGCGGUCAGCGUUAGGCGUCUGCAUCCGCCAGACCCGAGGUCACGUCACCUGUGCAUGUCAUGAAGGUCAAGUCCAGCUGGUAACCGAAGUCACAGUCACAGGUGUAACCCUCAGCAACGCGGACGCAUCUUCCGUUCUCACAGCCGAAGAGGAUCCCGCAGUCGCCGCCCGCCGACGCCUCCUGCUGUCCUGAGGUGGGAGGAGCUCUGUCAUCGUUGGACCAGCGGCACUCGUGUGACCUGAAGGGGCUCUAAUGGGUCAGAACCUGCGGGACUGACUCUGUGUGUAGAGUUAAGAUGAGAAGAUGGUACAACAGGUGCAGAGCCCUGGAAGUGACAUGUGUGGGUUCUGUUUUGAAGCCUGAGAGCAGCAGUCUCGGCAUGAAGACGUGAAGGAGAGCGUGGUUGGACCAGGCUCCAGGGGAGGAUCUCGGCCUGUGGGAGCCGUCCCACUGUGUGGAAUGCUGCGCUUCCAUCCACCUUUGUCCUGCUGCUGACAGCAGGCUGUUGCUUGGCCUUAGAUGAGCCGUUUAGGAAGGAAGACGAGUGACGGACUCAUCUGAGGGGAGGGACCGCUGACACGCCCACACGGCCCAUCACACACCGGAUCACGGACGUCUGACUCACUGUGGUGAGCCCGCCUCUGCGCUCCGGCUCUGCCGUCGUAGAAGGGCGACCGGACCUCAGCGUCGUCCUCACUUAGCAGUGGAGGAGGGAGAGCUGCGAAGGGCCGCUCUGCUCCAGGGUCCGCAGGCAGGUAGAAGGAGGGCGGCCUUGGAGGGCCGGCGCCAAGGUCUCCGUCGGGGUAAGACCUGUUGGAGAGACAGAGCGAUUCCCGCACGGGACAAGUCACGCAGGUUCACCGGUCCCGAGGUCUGUCUGAUCGGGUCAUGACACCAUGACAGAGGAAAGUGUUGACCUGAAGUCUGCUCUCGGGAGACCUGAAAACCCGUCGUCAGACCAACGCCCGCCAAAGGCCCGGCCUCGCAACCUGGCGCCCCCUGGUGGAGAGAAGAUGUGGUGACGUGAGAGGGAGGCGGGACGGUGUGACGACCGUUCAGGUGAAGGCCCGCACGUCUUGCUCCGGGACUGGCAUCCGGUCGGGCCAACGGUUCCGGUGGUGAGGGAAAGAGGCGCGGGCUGCAGAGGGCGGCGAACUCGUCUGCGGCGAGAAGGAAAGGCUUGGCUUUUGUGACCUCGCACUCACGGAGCCCGCGGCUUCCUGCUACCAGAGUCGGCCGCCGGGCACAGCGCGCACUCCAUCCCCCAGCCGGCGCCGUACAGACAGCAGCAGUCGGCGAAGGAGACCUGGCCACUCAGCAGAGGACUCUGACACACCAGGUCGGUGACGUGCUGCCAGCACAGCGACACGCCCUCGUCUGCCGGUCACAUCCAGGAAGUCAAGGCACACGUGGGUGGAGUCCAGGUCUGAGACUCUCACCUGCGCUCAGGUGGGAGGCGUUGAGGCAGGCGCGCUGCGUGUCGUCCAGCGUCAGCGGCGGCGGGCAGCUGCAGUAGUAGGAGCCCACCGUGUUCACGCAGGUGCCGCCGACGCAGGCCUCCUCCUCGCACUCGUCGUGAUCUGACGCCACACAAGGACAUGCCGAGGUUGGACUCCUGUGGCGUGCGUGCGUGCGUGCGCGGGGGCCGCGGCGCGACGUACCGAUGCACUCCAGCAGCGUGCUGUCGUAGACGUAGCCGCUGGAGCAGUAGCACUUGUAGCCCGGGAUGUUGUUGACGCACAUGCCGCUCUUACACACCUCCGGCUGGAAACGUUUGCACUCGUCCACGUCUACACGACAAACGCACACGUUGCCGUCGACGCCAUCCACCGCGGGGAGCACCAGCAAGGCAGACCUGUGUAGCUGAAGGCGUCCGAGGAGCUGGUCACGUAGCCCCGCCCACUGGGACACAGAGCCUGGAAGGGAGCUGGAGGUGCAGGGUAAGUGGCACUUCCCCUGAGGAGGUGUGGCAGGACUCACCUGAGCGAGGGGGGGGGCAGGCCUGGUACUGGCAGCCCAGCCCCCAGCCCUGCCCCACCGUGCAGCAACACUCCUGCUGGGUGGUGUUGGUGGCCAGAAGGUUGCAGGUUCCUCGCUCUGCCAGGUUGUAGUAGCAUUCCCUCCCCUCCCCUGGGCCCGGGGAGGGGAGGGGCUCGCUGGGGGGCGUGGUUGAGGGGCGGGGCUCCAGACCGGCUGCUGCUGCUGCUGCUGAAGACCAGAGAGAGCAGGAAGGUUGAGAGGCGCUGCAGGGACCACGUGUGUCCCGCCCAGUGAUGGCGUCACAGCCAGCAGAUACCAUCUCUCUCUUUAACGUUUCAA